Brassica napus (rape) is the source of this 1348-nucleotide messenger RNA. RefSeq lists its product as uncharacterized. The record is from RefSeq and is a predicted model, not a curated record. The coding region runs from base 15 to 407 and encodes 130 amino acids. Gene Ontology annotation, cellular component: endoplasmic reticulum membrane; endoplasmic reticulum. The transcript has a single exon. NCBI's taxonomy places the organism in Eukaryota, Viridiplantae, Streptophyta, Magnoliopsida, Brassicales, Brassicaceae. Gene Ontology annotation, biological process: endoplasmic reticulum to Golgi vesicle-mediated transport; intracellular protein transport.
CUUCGCGAACAGAAAUGGCUCUCAAAUGGGUUGUUUUAGGCUACGCAGCAGCUGCUGAAGCGAUCAUGGUGAUCCUCUUGACGAUGCCAGGACUCGAUGGUCUCCGAAGAGGAUUGAUCGCCGUCGCACGUAAGCUCUUGAAACCGUUUCUAGCGAUUGUACCUUUCUGUUUCUUCCUCCUUGUGGAAAUCUACUGGAAGUACCAUACUCGACCUUCCUGCUACGGCGAUUCAUGUACUCCUUCCGACCACCUCCGUCACCAGAAGUCGAUCGUGAAGUCUCAGCGUAACGCGCUACUUAUAGCGUCAGCUCUCACUUUCUACUGGAUUCUUUACUCCGUCACGAAUCUCGUCGUUAGGAUCGAGCAGCUUAACCAGCGGGAUGACAGGCUUAGGAACAGGGUUUAAGACAAGCUUUGUUAUGUCGUUAGGCCCUUUUUUUCGGCGUUUUCAAUGUUUGCCUAUUAUAUGUGUUUGAACUUUCCCUUCUCCAUAAUCUCAGAAUUUUCAGUGGCUAAUUUGAUAUUUUUAUUAAAUCAACCUUAAGAUAAUUUUAAGAGAAAUUGCACGCUAUAGCGUAAAAAAAAUCUAUAAUUCAUUGUCUAACGUUUUGACCUAAUUAACAACGAUACAACACAUAUUUUCUAUAAUAAUACAAUUGUGCCCUUCUAAACAACCGACACAACCUGCAACCAAAACAAUUUAAAAUUAAUAAUUAGGUAAUGUAAAAAAUAGAUCGUGGUUUUCUCUUGUUCACAUAUCAUUUGAAGCUAAAUUUUGAUAGAUUAAUUAAGAGGGAAAGGUGAAUAUGUAUGACCUAUGGCGCAACCGUUUGGAGUCACGGCGGUGAGAGAAGAAGACAGAUUUCCAUGUCUCGUGCUGUGACAGAAUGGCGAGGUUUCUGGGAUUCUGAAAGGUUCGAGUAAGACGGCACCACAUCGGCUGCAAGGCAAAGUCGAUUCCCGAUUCAUAUUCAGGAAGAUAAUUUCAAGCAAAUAAGUUUCUGUUGGUGGUCAAGAAUAACAAUGGUGGACUGGUAAGUGCAUGUCGCCUUGUCUGAAAAAGAGAGAGAUGAAAAAGAUGGAAUCACCAACUAUACUAUAUCGUAUAGUAUAUGUUAUUUAUUGUAGCUAUUCAUGUAAGAAUACUAUACUAUUUAAAAUGUUGUCUUUUAUUUCACAUAUUUCUAUACUAUUUCCUUCAAUUAUAACAAUCUGCUAUGUUUCUAGAUUUCAUAUUUUUUCUUCUCUAUCUUUUUGUUUGAUUGUUUGUAAUAUAAAGCCAUUUCAUGCAAAUGUUGGAAAAGAUUACAAAUAAUUUUAAUAAGAUUUGUUUACCAUGCGGUCCAA